AUCAAUCUUAAAUCACCUCUCGCAUUCGUUCUUCUUCUCUCUGUGAUCGAUCGAUCAAGAACAAGAAGAAGAAGGAAUCCGAUCUCUCUCACUCUCGAGCACUCAACGAUCGAUCAAUCGAAUCGCUGUGAUCUCUUUUUCUUUCUAAUUUACUUAAAAAUUGUUUCUUUUAACUGCUCGCUAACGCUUUCUUUGUUGCAGGAAGAAAUUCUAGGGUUUCCACUGCUAAUUAGUUUAUUUAUUGGUUUUUCUUUUAAAAGUUUGCUGCUUUCUAACACUUUCUUUGUUGCAGACAAGCGGACGAGAAUUCUAGGGUUUCAAUUCUUCCUAGCUUGUUAUUUUCCCCUUUUAUACGUAUUCUGUUAAUUUACAAUGGAUGCAGGGUCUUCCUCUACUGUUAGAGGCCGAUCAAGAAUUGGGUACCGCUCUCUUCAUCCUUUCCUGCCCAUCAACGGAAACCCUCGUCCUUACCGACACAAUGCUGAGAGGUACAUCCCGAAUCGGUCUGCUAUGGAUUUCGGUUUCGCCCGUUAUCAGCUUACUCAGUCAGCACCAGACAAGGAGGGGGAAAAUGCAGCGACAGAAUCAACUUCUCCGUCGUCGAAAGAUGCAUACCGGAAAUGUCUCGCAAAGGCUCUCGGGGUGGACAGAACCCGCAUCCUCGCCUUCAGGAACAAACCACCACUGAAGACUCCUCCUUAUGCUGAACAGUACUCUCCUCCUCCUCCAAUGAAGCAUCGAAAGCGGCAGAGGUCCAUCCCUCUGAAACCAGAGAGGACCUUGGAUCUACCCGGCUUCUUGGAUGAUUUCUAUCUCAAUUUGUUGGACUGGGGGAGCAAGGGUGUCCUUUCAAUCGCCCUUGAGGAUACGGUUUACUUGUGGAGCAACGCAAACGGGGGAUCUACAUCAGAGCUGGUAACUGUGGAUCAAGAGAGUGGGCCCGUGACGAGUGUCUGCUGGGCUCCGGACGGGGAGCGUAUCGCUGUUGGGUUGACAUCUUCUGACAUCCAGCUGUGGGAUUCUCAGUCGAAUCGCUUGCUGAGGACUCUGCGAAGAGCCCACGAAUCCAGAGUCCUCUCUCUUUGUUGGAACGGAAGCAUCCUGACAUCUGGUGGGGAAGACGGGAAGAUUGUCAACCGUGACGUGAGAACUCGAUCACAAGUCAUCCAGCGAUAUCAAGGGCAUCAAGGAGAAGUCUGCGGUCUGAAAUGGUCGAGCUCUGGGGAACAGCUUGCAAGUGGAGGCAAUGACAGAUUGAUCUACAUAUGGAACCUCUCGAUGUCCUCAUCAAGGCCUCAGAAUCAGAACCAGUGGCUCCACCGGUUUGAAGACCAUACAUCAGCCGUGAAGGCCCUUGCUUGGUGUCCAUUCCAGAGAAAUCUGCUCGCAUCUGGCGGAGGCGACAAUGACCGUUGCAUUAAGUUCUGGAAUACAAGUACCGGAGCUCGUUUAAAUUCUGUCCACACUGACUCUCAAGUGUGCUCUCUUCUCUGGAACAAGAAUGGCAGGGAAUUGUUAAGUUCUCACGGGUUUACAGACAAUCACCUGGCUCUCUGGAAAUACCCGUCAAUGACUAAGAUGGCGGAGCUUACUGGUCACACCUCUCGAGUUCUACAUAUGGCUCCGAGCCCAGAUGGGUCCAUGGUAGCAUCUGCAGCAGCUGAUGAAUCACUGAGAUUUUGGAGAGUAUUUGGAGAUCAUGAUACGCCGAAGCCUGCAGCCAAUCCCACAGGUUCUGAGGCUUCUGGUAAUUUCAGCAGAUAUUUUAUCAGGUAGAUGUCGAGAGGAAAAGCUGGGCUGAGCCGUAAACCUGAAAACUUAGCCUGGUUGUGAUAAGUUUGAGGAGAGAUUGUACAAUUCUCACGUCCUGCAGUUAACUCCUGGGAGAUGAAACAAUGAGAUGUAUAGAUCGAUAUGCUUUUGGACAUUACAUUGUAAAAAGCUGAAGAUGAAACACUGAGAUUGUGGAGAGUAUUUGACGUUCGUGGUACUCCAAAGCCUGCAGCCAAGAUGAGAUAUUCCGAGCAUUUUGGAAAUUUCAGCACAUAUUUUAUUAGGGGUGAGAUGGAACAAUUAUGGCCUCAUGCAGUACCAGGAGAGAAAUGAAACACUGAUACGUAUAAUGUAAGUAUCAAUACAAAGGAUUUAUAUUCAUUAAAUAAGGUUUUAGUAGUCUAGUU
Molecule: messenger RNA, 2180 nt
Organism: Asparagus officinalis (garden asparagus)
Lineage: Eukaryota; Viridiplantae; Streptophyta; Magnoliopsida; Asparagales; Asparagaceae
Product: cell division cycle 20.2, cofactor of APC complex-like
Exons: 3
Coding region: 373-1776 (467 amino acids)
Biological process (GO): anaphase-promoting complex-dependent catabolic process; positive regulation of anaphase-promoting complex-dependent catabolic process; positive regulation of ubiquitin protein ligase activity
Cellular component (GO): anaphase-promoting complex
Molecular function (GO): ubiquitin ligase activator activity; anaphase-promoting complex binding; protein binding
Source: RefSeq, a predicted model, not a curated record